This is a messenger RNA of Onychomys torridus (southern grasshopper mouse), 3482 nucleotides long. RefSeq names its product PPARG coactivator 1 beta (gene Ppargc1b). Gene Ontology annotation, biological process: positive regulation of transcription by RNA polymerase II. The transcript is spliced from 12 exons. Gene Ontology annotation, cellular component: nucleus. NCBI's taxonomy places the organism in Eukaryota, Metazoa, Chordata, Mammalia, Rodentia, Cricetidae. Gene Ontology annotation, molecular function: transcription factor binding; RNA binding. The coding region runs from base 280 to 3312 and encodes 1010 amino acids. The record is from RefSeq and is a predicted model, not a curated record.
GCGGCUGGCUCGGGCACCGCCACCUGGCUACUGGCGCGUUUUUCCCCGCGGGGGGCUGCGAGACCUGGUCGCCGCGACAGACUCUGAGCAGGGAAAGUGGGGGUGCGACCCCAGGCUCACGCGGCCCCGCCCCCGCAGCCGGCCGGCCUGCCGCAGCCGGGGGCCCGAGCUCCGCCCUCCACCCGCCCGCCCGGCUGCCUCCUCCCUCCUCCUCGCUCGCUCCCUCCCCCGGGCGGGCUCGGCGCUGACUCCGCCGCACGCUGCAGCCGCGGCUGGAAGAUGGCGGGGAACGACUGCAGCGCGCUGCUGGAUGAAGAGCUCUCGUCCUUCUUCCUCAACUAUCUCUCCGACACGCAGGGUGGGGAAUCCGGGGAGGAACAGCUGUGUGCUGACUUUCCAGAGCUCGACCUCUCCCAGCUGGACACCAGUGACUUUGACUCAGCCGCGUGCUUUGGGGAGCUGCAGUGGUGCCCCGAGACUUCAGAGACAGAGCCCAGCCAGUACAGCCCUGAUGACGCCGAGCUCUUCCAGAUUGACAGUGAAAAUGAAGCUCUCUUGGCUGAGCUCACCAAGACCCUGGAUGACAUCCCCGAAGAUGAUGUGGGGCUGGCUGCCUUCCCGGGACUGGAUGAAGGAGACCCACCAUCCUGUGUCCCAGCUUCACCUGCCCCUUUAUCGGAGCCCCCCAGCCCCGCCCUGGAGAGGCUUCUGUCCCCAGUGUCUGAAGUGGAUGAUGAGCUUUCACUGCUGCAGAAGCUCCUCCUGGCCACAUCCUCCCCAACAGCAAGCUCUGACGCUCUGAAGGAGGGGGCCACCUGGUCCCAGGCCAGCCUCAGGUCCAGAAGUCAGCGGCCUUGUGUCAAGGUGGAUGGCACCCAGGACAAGAAGACCCCCAUGCUGCGGUCUCAGAGUCGGCCUUGCACAGAACUGCAUAAACACCUUACCUCGGUGCUGCCCUGCCCCCAAAUGAAAGCCUGCUCCCCAACCCCACGCCCAAGUCCUCAGCUCCUCUCCAAGGAGGAUGAGGAGGUGGGGGAGGAUUGCCCAAGCCCCUGGCCAGCUCCAGCCUCUCCCCACGAAUCCCUAACACAGGACAGGGCCAGCCCUAACUGUGCCCAGGCUCCUCAGGAGGAUGUGAGGUCCAUGGUACAGCUCAUUCGCUACAUGCACACCUACUGCCUGCCCCAGAGGAAGCUGCCCCAACAGGCUCCAGAGCUGGUUCCCCAGCCCUGUAGCAGCCCCUCCAGGCAGAUCCCACCCAGGUCCCGGCAUCCUCCCAAAGCCUUCUGGACUGAGUUCUCCAUCCUAAGGGAACUUCUGGCUCAAGACAUCCUCUGUGAUGUCAGCAAGCCCUACCGCCUGGCCACACCUGUCUAUGCUUCCCUCACACCCCAGUCCAGGCCCAGGCCCCCCAAAGACAGUCAGACCUCCCCUGCCCACUCUGCCAUGGCAGAAGAGGUGACAAUCACUGCUUCCCCCAAGAGCUCUGGGCCUAGACCCAGCCUGCGCCCUCUGAGGCUGGAAGUGAAGCGGGAUGUCAGUCAACCUGCCAGGCAAAAGCAAGAGGAAGAUGAGGAAGAAGAGGAAGAGGAGGAAGAAGAAGAAGAAGAAAAAGAGGAGGAGGAAGAGGAGUGGGGCAGGAAGAGACCAGGCCGUAGCUUGCCAUGGACCAAACUAGGGAGGAAGCUUGAUAGCUCUGUGUGCCCGGUGCGGCGUUCCAGGAGACUGAAUCCAGAGCUGGGCCCCUGGCUGACAUUCACCGAUGAGCCCCUAGGUGCUCUGCCCUCGAUGUGCCUGGCUACAGAGACCCACAACCUGGAAGAGGAACUGGGCAGCCUCACAGACAGUCGUCAAGACCAGCAGCUCCCCCAGGGAUCCCAGAUCCCAACCCUGGAAAGCCCCUGUGAGAGUGGAUGUGGGGACACAGAUGAGGACCCUAGCUGCCCACAGCCCCCUUCCAGAGAGUCCCCCAGGUGCCUCACGCUGGCCUUGUCACAAAGCGAUCCUCUUGGCAAGAAGAGCUUUGAGGAGUCCUUGACGGUGGAGCUUUGUGGCACAGCAGGACUCACUCCACCCACCACCCCUCCAUAUAAGCCCAUGGAGGAGGACCCCUUCAAGCCGGACACCAAGCACAGCCCAGGCCAUGACACAGCUCCCAGCCUCCCCUCCCCUGAGGCUCUUCAGCUCCCAGCCACCCCAGGGGCCUCCCACAAGCUGCCCAAGAGACACCCCGAGCGGAGCGAGCUCCUGACCCACCUGCAGCAUGCCACAGCCCAGCCAGUGUCCCAGGCUGGGCAGAAGCGCCCCUUCUCCUGCUCCUUUGGAGACCAUGACUACUGCCAGGUGCUCAGGCCAGAGGCUGCCCUGCAGAGGAAGGUGCUGCGGUCCUGGGAGCCAGUUGGGGUCCACCUUGAGGACUGGCCCCAGCAGGGUGCCUCCCUGCCAACUGAAAGGAAGGCCCCUAGGAGGGAGGCAGCCCAGAGCUGCGACUCUACCCCCAAGGACAGCAUGCAGCUGAGAGACCAUGAGAUCCGUGCCAGCCUCACCAAGCACUUCGGGCUGCUAGAGACCGCUCUGGAGGAUGAAGAUCUGGCUUCGUGUAAAAGCCCAGAGUAUGACACCGUGUUUGAGGACAGCAGCAGCGACGAGAACAGCUUCCUGCUGGAGGAGGAAGAGGAAGAGGAGGAGGAGGAGGAGGAAGGAGAGGACUCAGGGGUCAGCCCUCCCUGCUCUGACCACUGCCCCUACCAGAGCCCACCCAGUAAGGCCAGCCGGCCACUCUGUUCCCGCAGCCGCUCCAGUUCUGGCUCCUCAUCCUGUGGCUCCUGGUCACCAGCCACCCGGAAGAACUUCAGACGUGAGAGCAGAGGGCCCUGUUCAGACGGAACCCCACGCGCCCGGCAUGCCAGGAAGCGGCGGGAAAAGGCCAUCCAGGGUGAAGGCCGUGUGGUAUACAUCCGAAACCUCUCCAGUGACAUGAGCUCUCGGGAACUAAAGAAGCGCUUCGAGGUGUUUGGCGAGAUAGUAGAGUGCCAGGUGCUGACAAGAAGUAAGAGAGGCGAGAAGCAUGGCUUCAUCACCUUCCGGUGUUCGGAGCACGCUGCCCUGUCCCUGAGGAACGGCGCAACCCUGAGGAAGCGUAAUGAGCCCUUCUUCCACCUGAGCUACGGAGGGCUCCGGCACUUCCGCUGGCCCAGAUACACCGACUAUGAUCCCACGUCAGAAGAGGCCCUUCCCUCGUCUGGGAAAAGCAAGUAUGAAGCCAUGGAUUUUGACAGCUUACUGAGAGAGGCCCAGCAGAGCCUGCAUUGAUAUCAGCCUUAACCUUCGAGGAAUACCUCAAUACCUCAGACAAGGCCCUUCCAAUAUGUUUACGUUUUCAAGGAAAUGAGUCUAUGAGAAGGAGAUCGAGCCAAUGAGCGAGCGUGAGAGAACACACGUGAGAGAGAGAGAGAGAGAGAGAGAGAGAGAGAGAGAGAGAG